GAUUGGACAACUGUAUUUCAUAUAGCAGCGAGGGAGGAUCGCGUUGGAAUUAUGAAAUGCAUAUCAGAUCGCUGCCCAGAUUGUUGGGAAAGGGUGAAUAGUAAAGGGCAAAACGUCCUUCAUGAGGCAAUCCAGAGUGGUGAAAUGAAAGUGUUUAAAUACAUAAAAAAGUGUAACCAACUUGACAACCUUGCUUCUGAGGUAGACGAGGAUGGCAACACACCAAUACACCUGCUUCCCAUUUAUGAAGACUACUGGCCGGAAGAAUUUGUGCAUAAUCUGCUCGUAAGGAUAAUAAGAAGCAAUUGGUCUUUAAUAAGCGACACCAAAAUCCAUCAGACAUAUACAUGGAACAUCAUGGAAAUCCCUUCAAUUGUCGCAAUGAUCCCAAUGAUGAACACUACUACCGAGUUUAUGGACGUUAUGGUCAACGUAUUGAUCUCACCAAAACUUGGAGAAAGAAAAUCAGUACUACUAAGAAAGACGUUGAUAUUAAUGAUAUGGUCGAUAAUCUGGUACGAAGCAGUGAGACAAACAUCAUUGUAGCUACGUUGAUAGCAACCAUAACCUUUGCAGCGGGGUUUACUGUCCCAGGAGGAUACAACAGCAACGUCGAUUCUGAAGAAGCAGGGAAGGCAAUAUUAAUAAGGAAUGCAGCGUUUAAGGCUUUUGUUGUUUCCGAUGUUGUUGCUUUCAUAUGCUCUAUGUUGGCUGUAUUCAAUAACGGUUCCUUGGUGGACGCUGUUGCAACCCCAUAUCGCGACAUGUACAGAAUUUUAAAGCUAUCCUUUUUGGCUAACGAAGUUAUGGUCUGGGCAUCCCUAGGAGUGGGAAUCGCAUUCCUGUGUGGGAUGUAUGCCACUUUAGAGCCUUCACUUCCUCUCGCUAUCUCCGUUUUGGCCUUGGGCGCCGCCAUUCCCCUCCUCGCUUACUGUCGCUACAAAAUGUCCUCUCUUCCCCGGUCGACUCUUAUGAAGACGUUUAAUAUUUAAAUUUUCUUA
Ipomoea nil (Japanese morning glory) is the source of this 1001-nucleotide messenger RNA. RefSeq names its product protein ACCELERATED CELL DEATH 6-like. The record is from RefSeq and is a predicted model, not a curated record. Gene Ontology annotation, cellular component: plasma membrane. The transcript has 2 exons. Gene Ontology annotation, molecular function: protein phosphatase regulator activity; protein phosphatase 1 binding. Bases 348 to 992 code for a protein of 214 amino acids. NCBI's taxonomy places the organism in Eukaryota, Viridiplantae, Streptophyta, Magnoliopsida, Solanales, Convolvulaceae.